Molecule: messenger RNA, 351 nt
Organism: Salvelinus sp. IW2-2015
Lineage: Eukaryota; Metazoa; Chordata; Actinopteri; Salmoniformes; Salmonidae
Product: large ribosomal subunit protein mL53
Cellular component (GO): mitochondrial large ribosomal subunit
Source: RefSeq, a predicted model, not a curated record
AUGGCGGCGUCCGGUAGGUCAGCGGUGGUGCUGACAGCCAAGAACAUUGUUGUACAGAUUUGUCCAUUUGAAUCCAAUGUUCGUUCCACACGGGAGUUCCUAGUCAUGGUUGGAUCUGAGAAGGCCAGAUCUACCAGUAUAAACUGUGAGGUGAUGACAGAAGUGAAACAUGACCAGUCUGAACCACUGGUGGACAUUACAUUUAUGGAUGGAGAAAGGCUAAUGAUGAAGGGAGCGAGACUGACCAGCAAGGAGAUGCUGACAGCACUGCAGUCCCGAUGUGUAGCCAAGGACCCCCAGGCCAAAAUUACAGCCAAGAAGUAGUCCCACCCUCAGUAAUAUUUAUGUGUC